GAAGAAGAAGAAGAAGAAAACGAGGGAAAAUAAGCAGGAAAAGGUAAACAAGGAGGAAAAGGAAGCUUGGAAAAAUAACUUGACCAAGUUGAAAAUGAAUAACCUUGACCCCGAAGAUGCCAUAUUCCUGGUUGAUGCGUUCCUGGAUGAGUGCAAGGUGGAUCAGCAUAGACAAACUAAAGGAGGGUCAAAACAAUCCAAAAAUCUGUGUGUUUGGCCUGAUGAGGACAAAGAUGGUCAACCUCUGCCGAAAAGAUGUAGAGCUGGAGAGAAACGAAAGCGAGAUUCAGCUACUGUUUCUUCAGCAAGCGUUAAAAGCGUGUCCUGUGCUCCGUCUACCAGCACAACUGAAGACACUGUGAUCAUCGAAAAUUUUGACUCUCUCAUUCAAGAUGUCCGAGACCUCUUGGGAAGUGGUGUUGAACAACCUUUCCCCUCAGACUGGAGGAACAGGCAAUCUACCUCUCUGGAGAAUUGGACAGUAAUGAGGCCCUUCAUGGUGAACAAUAUGUUGUCAUCUGAGAAGCCCAAGGAGGGGGUUUGCCAUCACUGUGGACACAAUGCUGCAGUAGUGAUGUGUAGGGACUGUUUACCGCGAUCACUCUACUGCUCAGCCUGUGACCUUUCCACACAUGAGGCCCUGGUGCUUCAUAACAGAGCAUCCAUGGUGGAGGGGUUCUUCAGACACCUGCCGCCAUCCACUUUUGUUCAGCAGCACGAGGAAGGGAAAUUCUCCUAUCAUGAAAAAGAUUGCAUGUUACCAAUCGUUCCUCCCUGCUGCGACUGCUCCACUGGGCAAACAAGCUUUUCCAAGGGAAAGCCAGUUAUUUUAAUUGGAAUGAAUGGAAGGUACAACCUCUUCCUUCCAUCAGUAAACUGCUCCUGUGGAAAAACCUUGCCAGUGACCAUAAGUGAUCUGGUUGAAAGUGGUUACUGGCCAGCAACUGUCAAUUUUGAGACCUUGUACUUGGUGGACUUGUUCACCACGUAUGAGGAUCUAAAAAUCACUGCCCCAGGGAUGUCGAGACAAGCUUUUGUCAGCAUGCUCGAGUGUCGUACCAAACUCUUCGGGCGAAGUGGUAAGAUUUGUGGGGACACAAUGCAGAGGGCCUUCCUCGAAUGGGCCUAUGCCAAAUUUGAGGUUGACAAGCUGUCUCAGGUCCAGCAUUUUCAGUGCCCUGCAUGCACACCCUCCAUGUUGGCAGUUGCAGUGGAUGGGAACCGCAAAUUAUAUCGUUUCAAAAGCCAACCAGGACCUGAUGGGUUUUUUGAUGGAGUUUUUUUGGCCAAUGAUGCUGAGGUGUCCUCCUUUGUUGAUUACAUCCAUCGAACAACUGGACAUAAUCCAGGGAAAGGGAGAUGUGGUGCGGGUCAGUGGACCGCAGCACGAGAGUCUGCCAACAAGUCUGGAAGCAAACUAGACGAGGAAGGUGUUGAAGUUGCUGUCUGCCGUCAUGGGGUUUUGCUGAAGGGACUGAAUAUGUUCCGUGGAGAAAUAUUUGCAUACCCAUUAUAUCUCCAGAAACAGCUAGCUUCACAGACCGUCCAGUUUUUUUGCUCUGAUGUGGUCUGCAAAUAUUGGCCAUAUCUGCAGAAAGUUGUGGACCACUGUCCAGAGUUGGAGGACUUGCUGAACAUGCGCCCAUUUCUCUCCAUCAUGCAUGCAAAAGCGCAUUCAUGGAUGUGUGAGGUAAUAAUGACAAUUAGAUGUAUUACUUACCAUUUGCACCACACGUGAUUGUCUGUCCUCUGCCCCUACUUGUUGUUUUC
Molecule: messenger RNA, 1770 nt
Organism: Carassius carassius (crucian carp)
Lineage: Eukaryota; Metazoa; Chordata; Actinopteri; Cypriniformes; Cyprinidae
Exons: 9
Coding region: 95-1738 (547 amino acids)
Source: RefSeq, a predicted model, not a curated record